Molecule: messenger RNA, 1410 nt
Organism: Paramisgurnus dabryanus
Lineage: Eukaryota; Metazoa; Chordata; Actinopteri; Cypriniformes; Cobitidae
Gene: il15ra
Product: interleukin 15 receptor subunit alpha
Biological process (GO): interleukin-15-mediated signaling pathway
Molecular function (GO): interleukin-15 receptor activity
Source: RefSeq, a predicted model, not a curated record
GGUACGCGCCCUACAAGUGAAAGUGAAAGGAUGUGUGGGACAAAAGUGACGCUUCCCCGCAUACGCUUACAAAUGUCGCAUCUUUCUGCCUCGCGUAGUUAUUUUGUAAACAUUCGCGAGGCUUUACCCGACGGAUUUUUCUCUGAACCCUCCGGGAGAAGUGGACAUGCAUGUGCUGGUUAUUUUCAUUUUCGUAACGGCCGAAUAUCACCAUAAAAUUGUUGGAGCAAGCGGUGUGUGUGAACCCCUGAUUCAGGAAAACAACACAAUACAUGUUGACUCAACUUCAAGGCCUGUUAACUCAAAAAUUCGCACUCCGUGUAAGGAAGGCUUUCUGAGGAAGCCAGGAACAUCCACCAUGUACCACUGCAUUAAAGAACGAGAUGGCAAACUAAGGUGGAAAAAUGACCUUAAACUUGUGUGCAUACCUGAUCCAAGAAUACCCACUGUAAGACCGACAACAAAGUCACCUGUAACAAUGGCCACUGAGAUGCCCUCUUCAACGUGGAGCACAAGCAGCCAAAAUACAACAACAAGGUCACCACCUACCCAAUCAAGCACGCUUAGUACAACAACAGUAACAACAGAUGCCCCAAGAACUGAGCUAAAUUUAACAACAUCCACCCCACAAAAAAUAUCAACUUUCUGUGUUACAGGCAUGCCAACAACAGAAGCCACAAAUGAAGGUACCACAACCAAAACAAGAACCAACCCGCCAACAGAGUCGUCUGUAACAAUGACCAUUAAGAUUCCCUCUUCAACACGGAGCACAAGCAGCCAAAAUACAACAACAAGGUCACCACCUACCCAAUCAAGCAAGACUAGUACAACAACAGGAAGUGGUCCAGAACCUAAUGUAGACCCCCAAUAUGCUAGAAACACAUCAAUCACAGGUGUAACUGCAGGAAUAAUUCUUGUGUGUCUAGUAUCAGCAGCAGCAGCAGCAGUUCUGACCCAUUAUACAUCCAAACGUCGAGCCACUAACCGGGCAAAUGAGAUUCAGCUAGACCACGCCAACUAUCCCACCUGUAUUACCUACAUACCUGUACCAGUCUCUGAACAUUGUUCAGCUGAACCCUCAGACAUAGAUGUCAUAGCUAACAAAUCCACAACAGACUCACAGACUGAGUGAACAAAUAAAGCUUCGCCCAUGAUGUGGACACAUAUGCCAAGUCCUCGCACAGACAUGCGCUUUAUAAUGGUGCUUCUGAAUAAUCAAAUUGAUGCUUUUUUGUUAUAUCACUCCUCCGUCCUCUAGCCUGCGACCCUAAAAUCGACUGACAUACAUUUGCAAUUGAGAAGCACCCAGAAGACUUUACUCUUGCACAUACCCCUGUAUAAUGCAUCUCAUCUCAUUUCUUGCUGUUUAGACAUUAUGAUAAAAUAAAGUUUUUAUAUUGUUUUUAAAAA